Messenger RNA from Onthophagus taurus, 1275 nucleotides. Its product is annotated as lipase 3-like. NCBI's taxonomy places the organism in Eukaryota, Metazoa, Arthropoda, Insecta, Coleoptera, Scarabaeidae. Gene Ontology annotation, molecular function: hydrolase activity, acting on ester bonds. Gene Ontology annotation, biological process: lipid metabolic process. The record is from RefSeq and is a predicted model, not a curated record.
UCCAUUCGCUAAACUAUUCGGUGCAUUGUCAAGAUGUAUCGUUUUGCAUUCGUUUUGUUGUGUGUAGCAGCUUCCUCAGCUGUUCCAACCACCAAGGAUUUACAUCCUGAUACUGGAUUAAAUGUGAUUGAAUUAGUUGAGAAAUAUGAAUAUCCAAUUGAAAUUCACAGCGUUACAACUAAAGAUGGUUAUAUCCUCGAUUUACACAGAAUUCCCCAUGGUUUGAAUAACGCCGAAGAAACCGACAAACCAGCAAUUCUUUUGAUGCACUGCUUGUUGUGCAGCUCUGGAAUUUGGGUUGCUAUGGGACCCGAAAAUGGAUUGGCUUUCAUCUUAGCCGAUUUAGGUUAUGAUGUUUGGAUGCCAAACGCAAGAGGAACCACUUAUUCCAAAAAACACACCACCCUUGACCCCGAUGAAGACAAAAAAGAUUUCUGGGAUUUCAGUUGGCACGAAAUUGGUAGCAUUGAUGUAGCAACCUCCAUCGAUUACAUCUUAGAAACAACCGGUCAAGAUAGUUUAUACCAUAUUGGUCACUCCCAAGGAACCACGUCUUUCUAUGUACUCGCCGCUGAUAGGCCAGAAUAUAACGACAAGAUUAGAUUGCAUAUUUCUUUGGCUCCAGUUGUUUACAUGUCGCAUUUGGAUAAUAUUCUUUUGCAAUGGUUGGCUCCAUACGCCGAUUCCAUCGAAACCAUCGCCCAUAUUAUUGGAAUGUACGAAUUCUUACCCAACAUGGAGACCAUCCUUGAAAUUUUGGGCGACGUUUGUCACAACUCUUUAUCCGAACAAUGCAACAACAUUUUCUUCCAAAUCUUUGGUACAUCCGAAAAUAUUGAUGAAUGGAUGAUGCCCGUUAUUGCUACUCACCUCCCAGCCGGUGCUUCUCUUAAACAAUUCGUCCAUUAUGCCCAAGAAAUCGAAACUGGUAAAUUCAGCAAAUUCGAUUAUGGAUUAGUACAAAACUUGGUUGAAUAUGGACACGUAAGCCCACCAUCUUACGAUAUUUCCAAAAUUACCUGCCCAAUCGCUUUGUUCUAUGCAACUAGCGAUAGCAUGGCUGCAAUUGAAGAUGUCGACCAACUUUCUGGUGAAUUACCCAACUUGGUUUACAAAUAUUUGAUGCCCGAUGAAAGCUUCAACCACAUCGAUUUCUUAUUCGCUGAAGGUCUUGUUGAUAACAUGUACAAACGUAUCAUCUCAUUGUUAAGCAAAUAUUAAAAAAAAUGUAAUUUUUAUAGUAUUGAAUUAAAAAUAUUGCUUAAUAAAAAAAAA